AGAUGCUGGCUGAGCUGAGCAGCAGCAGACUCAGAACUCCCUUCUGCCCACUCUGUGGAGACUGUGAACUUGGGGCGCUGUGUGCUCCCCCUGGCCGUGGCCCCAGGGACGGGACCCACCGAAGAUGACGUGGAUCUGUCUGUCCUGCAUGCUCUGGCCAGAAGACUUGGAAUCCCCCAAGACUCACCAUUUCAAGGUGAAGACCUUCAAGAAGGUGAAGCCCUGCGGUAUCUGCCGACAGGUCAUCACUCGGGAGGGCUGCGCCUGCAAAGUCUGCAGCUUCUCCUGUCAUCGGAAAUGCCAGGCCAAGGUGGCUGCCCCCUGCAUUCCUCCAUCCAGCCAUGAACUGGUGCCCAUCAACACCGAGAGUGCAACAAAGAAUGUAGUGGACACGGGAGAAGGAGCCUUACGGGGUGGAAACACGCGGAAAAGCCUUGAGGAAGACGGCUCCACUAGUGUCACCCCGAGUGUCCAGCUCCAGCCCAUCAGAAACAUGAGUGUGAGCCGGACCAUGGAGGACAGCUGUGAGCUGGACCUGGUAUAUGUCACAGAGAGGAUCAUCGCCGUCUCCUUCCCCAGCACAGCCAAGGAGGAAAACUUCCGGAUCAACCUCCGCGAAGUGGCGCAGAUGCUCAAAUCAAAACAUGGAGGCAACUACCUGCUUUUCAACCUCUCUGAGCGGAGACCUGACAUCACGAAGCUCCAUGCCAAGGUACUGGAAUUUGGCUGGCCUGACCUCCACACCCCAGCUCUAGAGAAGAUCUGCAGUGUCUGCAAGGCCAUGGACACUUGGCUCAACGCAGACGCCCACAACGUCGUUGUUCUGCACAAUAAGGGAAACCGAGGCCGGAUAGGUGUUGUCAUUGCGGCUUACAUGCACUACAGCAACAUUUCUGCCAGUGCAGACCAGGCUCUGGAUAGGUUUGCAAUGAAGCGGUUCUAUGAAGACAAGAUUGUGCCCAUCGGCCAGCCGUCCCAGAGAAGGUAUGUACAUUACUUCAGUGGCCUGCUCUCUGGCUCCAUCAAAAUGAACAACAAGCCCUUGUUCCUGCACCACGUCAUCAUGCACGGCAUCCCCAACUUCGAGUCUAAAGGAGGGUGUCGGCCAUUUCUCCGGAUUUAUCAGGCCAUGCAGCCUGUUUACACAUCUGGCAUCUACAAUGUCCAAGGAGAUAGCCAGACCAGCAUCUGCAUCACCAUUGAGCCUGGGCUGCUUCUGAAGGGCGACAUCCUGCUGAAGUGCUACCAUAAGAAGUUCCGCAGCCCUGCUCGAGACGUCAUCUUCCGCGUGCAGUUCCACACCUGCACCAUCCAUGAUCUGGGGGUCGUCUUUGGGAAGGAGGACCUCGAUGAUGCCUUCAAAGAUGAUCGAUUUCCAGAAUAUGGCAAAGUGGAAUUUGUAUUUUCUUAUGGACCAGAGAAAAUACAAGGCAUGGAGCACCUGGAGAACGGGCCGAGCGUGUCCGUGGACUACAACACCUCCGACCCGCUCAUCCGCUGGGAUUCCUACGACAACUUCAAUGGGCAUCGAGAGGACGGCAUGGACGAGGUGGUGGGACACACCCAGGGGCCGCUGGACGGGAGCCUGUACGCCAAGGUGAAGAAGAAGGACGGCCUGCAGGGCAGCGCCGGGGCGGUGGAUGUGGCGCGGCCCACCCUGUCGGCCACCCCCAACCACGUGGAGCACACGCUCUCUGUGAGCAGCGACUCGGGCAACUCCACAGCCUCUACCAAGACAGACAAGACGGAUGAGACCGCCCCCGGCCCCGCCAGUGCCGCGGCUGCCCUGAGUCCCGAGGAGAAGCGGGAGCUGGACCGCCUGCUCAGUGGCUUCGGCUUAGACCGAGAGAAGCAAGGCCACAUGUACCACGCCCAGCAUCUCCGGUCCCGCCCGGCGGGGGGCCCCACUGCGCCGCCCGCUGGCCGCCAGGUGGUCCCAGCCCAGGUUCACGUCAACGGCGGGGCCUUGGCAUCUGAGCGCGAGACAGACAUCCUGGACGAUGAGCUGCCCAACCAGGAUGGGCACAGCAUGGGCAGCAUGGGAACCCUGUCCUCCCUGGAUGGCGUCACCAACAUCAGUGAAGGGGGCUACCCAGAGGCCCUGACCCCACUGACCAAUGGACUGGACAAGUCCUACCCUGCGGAACCUAUGGUCAACGGCGGGGGCUAUCCCUACGAGUCUGCCAGCCGGGUGGUGCCCACCCAUGCCGGCCACUCGGCCCCCAUGCGGCCCUCGUACUCUGCACAGGACGGUUUAGCAGGCUACCAGAGAGAGGGCCCCCACCCAGCCUGGCCACAGCCAGUGAACACCUCCCACUACGGCCAUGACCCCAGCAGUAUGUUCCGUUCUCAGUCCUUUCCGGACACGGAACCCCAGCUCCCCGCAGCUCCAGCUCGUGGGGGGAGCAGUCGAGAGGCUGUGCAGAGGGGCCUGAAUUCCUGGCAGCAGCAGCAGCAGCAGCAGCAGCAGCAGCAGCAGCAGCAGCAGCAGCAGCAGCCUCGCCCUCCUCCUCGCCAGCAGGAAAGAGCUCAUUUGGAGAGUCUUGGGCCCAGCAGGCGUAGCCCCCAGCCACUGGCACAGACCCCCAUCCCUGGCCUCCCAGAGUUCCCGAGGGCAGCCUCCCAGAAGGAGAUCGAGCAGUCCAUCGAAACGCUCAACAUGCUCAUGCUGGACCUGGAACCGGCCUCCGCGGCUGCCCCCCUGCACAAGUCACAGAGCCUCCCAGGGGCCUGGCCAGGGGCUUCACCCCUCUCCUCACACCCCCUCUCUGGCUCCUCCCAUCCACUGACCCAGUCCAGAUCUGGCUACAUCCCCAGUGGGCAUUCCUUGGGAAGCCCAGAGCCGGCCCCACGGGCCUCCCUGGAGUCUGUCGCUCUUGGCAGAUCUUACUCACCUUAUGAUUAUCAGCCCAACCAGAGCUUCUGUCCAAAGAGCCCAGCCGCCUCCUCCUCUUCUGCCUUCCUGCCAAAGACCCACAGUCCUCCAGGGCCCCAGCAGCCCCCAGCCUCUCUCCCUGGCCUCACCACUCAGCAGCAGCUCUCACCAAAGGAGGUGACUUCAGACCCCUCCCGGACUCCAGAAGAGGAACCAUUGAACCUGGAGGGGCUGGUGGCCCACCGGGUGGCAGGGGUGCAGGCUCGUGAGAAGCAGCCUGCAGAGCCCACAGCCUCUCUCCGGAAGCGGGCAGCCAGCGAUGGACAGUAUGAGAACCAGUCUCCAGAGCCCAGCUCCCCCCGGAGCCCCGGGAUGCGCUCCCCUGUCCAGUGUGUCUCCCCAGAGCUGGCUCUCACCAUUGCUCUCAAUCCCGGAGGGCGACCCAAAGAGCCCCAUCUGCACAGCUACAAGGAGGCCUUUGACGAGAUGGAGGGGACCUCCCCGACCAGCCCGCCGCCCACAGGGGUGCGCUCCCCUCCAGGUCUGGCCAAGACACCCCUGUCUGCUCUGGGCCUGAAACCCCACAACCCUGCGGACAUCCUGUUGCACCCCACAGGCGAGGAGGAUGAGGGGAAGGUGGCGAUGGAGCUCCUGGACGAACCCCGGAGCUAUGUUGAGUCGGUGGUGCGGACGGCAGUGGCAGGGCCCCGGACUCAGGACCCUGGAGCCAAGAGCUUUAGUGCCCCAGCUGCCCAAGCCUAUGGCCAUGAGGUGCCCCUGAGGAACGGGACCCUGGGCGGCUCCUUUGCCUCCCCCAGCCCUCUCUCCACCAGCAGCCCCAUUCUUAGUGCUGACAGCACUUCAGUGGGGAGUUUCCCAUCUGGGGAGAGCAGUGACCAGGGCCCCCGGACGCCCACCCAGGCUUUGCUGGAUUCUGGCUUCCGCGCUGGCAGCCUGGGCCAGCCCAGCCCUUCGGCCCAGAGAAACUACCAGAGCUCUUCUCCUCUCCCGACCGUGGGCAGCAGCUACAGCAGCCCCGACUACGCCCUGCAGCCCUUCAGCUCCCCGGAAAGCCAGGUCCAGCCUCAGUUCAGUGUGGCCGGCGUGCACACCGUGCCUGGGAGCCCUCAGGCACGCCACAGGACAGUGGGCACCAACACUCCCCCUAGUCCUGGCUUUGGCCGGCGGGCUGUAAAUCCUGUCAUGGCCGCUCCCAGCAGCCCCAGUUUGAGCCAUCGCCAGGCGAUGGGUCCUGGAACUGGUUUUCAUGCUAAUGUGGUCUCCAGUCCCCAGAGCAGUGCAGCAACCACUCCAGGAAGCCCCAGCUUGGGCCGGCACCCUGGAGCCCACCAGCCCUCAGGCCUCCAUGGCAACGUGGUGACCACUCCAGGGAGCCCAAGUCUGGGCCGACAUCCGGCAGGGGCCCACCAGGCCUCUGUUCCCCACGGCAGUGUGAUGCCCACACCAGGGAGCCCCAGCCUGGGCCGGCACCCUGGGGCCCACCAAAGCACCCUGGCCUCCAAUCUCCAUGGCAAUGCCAUAGCCAGCCCCGGAAGCCCCAGUCUGGGACGCCACCUGGGAGGGUCUGGAGCUGUGCUUCCUGGGAGUCCCAGCUUGGACCGGCACGUGGCCUACGGCGGCUACUCCACUCCUGAGGACCGGAGACCCACACUGUCCCGGCAGAGCAGUGCCUCCGGCUACCAGGCUCCUUCCACACCCUCCUUCCCUGUGUCCCCCGCCUACUACCCUGGGCUGAGCAGCCCCGCCACCUCCCCCUCGCCUGAUUCAGCGGCCUUCCGCCAAGGGAGUCCGACACCAGCUUUGCCAGAGAAGCGGCGGAUGUCCAUGGGCGACCGAGCAGGCAGCCUCCCCAACUAUGCCACCAUCAACGGGAAGGUGUCCUCCUCACCUGUGGCCAGCGGCAUGUCCAGCCCCAGCGGAGGCAGCAGCGUCUCCUUCUCCCACACUCUGCCCGACUUCUCCAAGUACUCCAUGCCAGACAACAGCCCCGAGACUCGGGCUAAAGUGAAGUUUGUGCAGGACACCUCCAAGUAUUGGUACAAGCCUGAGAUCUCCAGGGAGCAGGCCAUCGCCCUCCUUAAGGACCAGGAGCCAGGGGCCUUCAUCAUCCGUGACAGCCACUCCUUCCGAGGCGCCUACGGGCUGGCCAUGAAGGUGUCCUCGCCUCCUCCCACCAUCAUGCAGCAGAAUAAAAAAGGCGACAUGACUCAUGAGCUGGUGAGGCAUUUCCUGAUAGAGACAGGCCCCAGAGGUGUCAAACUCAAGGGGUGCCCCAACGAGCCAAACUUUGGAUCCCUGUCUGCCCUGGUCUACCAGCACUCCAUCAUCCCAUUGGCCUUGCCCUGCAAGCUGGUCAUUCCAAACCGAGACCCCACAGAUGACUGCAAGGACAGUGCAGGCCCUGCCAACUCAACCACUGAUCUGCUGAAGCAAGGGGCAGCCUGCAAUGUGCUCUUCAUCAACUCUGUGGAUAUGGAGUCACUCACUGGCCCACAGGCCAUUUCUAAAGCCACUUCGGAGACGCUGGCAGCUGACCCCACACCGGCUGCCACCAUUGUCCACUUCAAAGUCUCUGCCCAAGGAAUCACAUUGACUGACAACCAGAGAAAGCUUUUCUUCAGACGACACUACCCCCUCAACACCGUCACCUUCUGUGACCUGGAUCCACAGGAGAGAAAGUGGAUGAAGACAGAGGGUGGUGCCCCUGCUAAGCUCUUCGGCUUUGUGGCCAGGAAGCAGGGCAGCACCACGGAUAAUGCCUGCCACCUCUUCGCUGAGCUUGAUCCCAACCAGCCCGCCUCCGCCAUCGUCAACUUCGUCUCCAAGGUCAUGCUGAACGCCGGCCAGAAGAGAUGAGCCUCUUGCCCAGGGCCGGGGCAUUGGGGAGAGGACCCCAUGAAUUCUGACCAUUCUUGAAUCCGGAAGGAGGACUUUGGGCCAAUUUUGGAGAAGGAGAGAAGAAAGUGCAACGUGGGGAGAGGGAAGUGAAUUGCAGAGGGGAGGGGAAAAGAAAGAGAAAGAAAGACAAAGAUGGAGGAGAAUAACUAGGAUUCCCCUGAUGAGGUGGAUUCUGCGAAACUCCCAAAGCCUCCCACACCAACCAGGUCUGCCUAGCUCCUCCUGCCCACUCCGAGAGGAUGGAGCUCCUCAAAGGAGACAGAGCCAGUCUCCUUGGGGACCCAUAUUUAGGGGUGGCGGGGGGUGUAGAAAAACUCUGUCUCUCGAACCCAACUAUUCUGCAAAAGGAAAUCAAGUUGAGAGCAUCUUUUUCUGGCCAACUCUAGGGUAGAUAGCCAAACCCGAAGAGACUGCACAGACAUGAUGUGGGGGGACUCCUGCUUCUGAAAGUAUCUCAACCGAGGUGCCUAAGGUCCUUUAGCCUUGCCUCUGAUGGGUAGUUUGUGGGGGAGUCGAUAUGGGGUCUACAUAUGUCUGCACCCACACCUCACGCUGAUUUCUGUUUGCCUCUCAGCUAGAAUGAGAAACAGGUCUGCUUGUCCACGUCCCACUUGUUUGCACAGACAUGUGCAAACUCUCCAAAGAUUAGCAUAGGGGGUGAUUGGGCAACAGGAGUGGACAUAAGUGCUCUUCCCCAGGGACACCCAUGAUUAUGGGUGACCAGCUCUCUCUCUCUUGGUCUCAGUGCCUGCACACGCGCACGUCUAAGUGUCAUCAGCCCCUUCCUGACCAAGGCCUCAGCAGGAGUGGGGCCGCUCUUCCACCUGUCCUCUACCACCGGGGUGCUCGAGUAUUGGUUUGAGAACUCAGAGACAUGUGCUCAUAGCUUCGGGGAAGAGAUCCUUCAGGAAGAGUGGCCAGUGCGCUGGGGCAUCUGCCCCGACAGCUGGUGGCCAGUGGCUCCCGCCAGCUGCCAGCCGCAGCCCAUUAGACCAGCCUUAGGUCAGAUGUCUGCAUGCUGCCUUUUGGGGUGUUGGGAUGGGGCUGGAGGCUGCUCUUCCCUGCCCUGUUUUGUCCUGCAGGGUCCCCAUAUUGGAGCACAUCCUGGGGAACCAACUUCCAGAAGCCCUGCCUAGUGAGGUUCAGGGGAGCAGCCUGCAGCCUUGUGCUCCCCUCUGCAUGCAUUUUGGGGUCUGACUUUUUCCCUAGGUUGCCCAAAGCCAUAUUAGCAGACCUUUGGGGGCUGCUGCAUAUACAUGACACAGCCUACCCACAAUGCCAAAACCUGGCUGUUUUUCCUCUGCCUUGGUUUCUCCGGCAGAGCAAGCCACCCAGAAGCAGAGGACAGAAAGCAUGCAUUUUUAGGCCAAAGGGCUGAGAUUCCGCUUGGGCAAUUGGGAAGACCCGCGAUCAUCACCCAAGAACUCUAAGCUGGAAUGGAAAAUUCACCGGGACUCUGUUCUUGAGUGGCCUCUUGAAGCCUAUGUCCCCCCGCCCGUCCCCGACCCCCCCCUUAGAGAGGCGUUGUACUGAUAUAUAAAUAUAUAUAAUAUAUAUGUGAGACAUACUGACAGAAUCUGUAAGCUAAUAAAAUAUAAGAAAAGGUUACAAAAAAAGAAUAGGUAAAUUGACCAGAAGUAUUUAUUGUUUUCCCAUAUUUGCGUUGUUGCCUCCCAGGCAUAAACCAAUUCUUGUCCCUUUUCUUCCGUCUCAGCGCAGCCUGAAAUGUAGAGGGCCUUGAUGCUUGCAGCAGCCAGGGCUCCUUGCUCUCUGUGGGGCUCAGUGGGGAGGGGUGCUUGUGUUCCAUUCUCUUGCCCCCUGACUUUCUGGCAAGCCCGGAGCUGGCAUCUCUGAGGUGGGAGGGAGCUGCCCCUCACCUCAAGCCCCACAAGGGGGUGCCUGUGGGGGCCUGGGUGCGUGCGUGGCAGACAUGAGUGACGUGUGUUCUUGUGUAAUUUUUCUCCUCCAAGAAGCUGCAUCUGCGUGGACGUUGUGUUUCAGGGAGCUGGAAAGGAGAGUUUCUGCGGGAGGUCAGGGGCAGCUCCCUGCCCCCCAAGGUUGUUCUUGUUCUUGGUCCCACCAAAAUACUCUUCCUUCUGAGACGUUCAAGCCUGAUGCCCCCUCUCCUCAUGCCUUACUUAACCCCAGCUCUCUCCUGGAUUAAGGAGACAUCCCCAAACUUUCCUUUGUAAAUAUCAGACUCUCCCUCUGGACAGCCGUCCGGGACUCCUCUGCUCCUGGCCGGAAGUCCUGUCUCCCUGGAGGCGGACUCCAUGGUGGCCCUGCCCAUGUCUGAGGUUGCUUUCACCAGGUGUGGCUGGUGGUUCCGCCCUGGCCUGGUCCCUGUGGGGGCCCAGGGCAGGGAAAGCUGUCCACUCCCUCCCUGGCCGCCUUCUGGAAGGAGUCUAUUUCCUAGAGCUCGGCCUUUCUGGAAGGAUGAGGAGGACGGGCUGGGUGUCCCAACCCCCACAGCGGCCCCACUUUGGGCCUGACACUUGUGGGGACCAUUCUUGCCUCCGUGUCUCACAGGUGAGCCUGUGUACGUGUGCUCCACAGCUCUGCACGUGCACACACACACACACACACACACACACACGCAGAGCACUACAGUAUAUUCUUGCCAAAGAUUCCUUUAAAAGAAAGCACUUUCAAUAAUUUUGUUGUUGUGUAAAUGUUUAUCCUUUCUCCUUCCCCUCCAUCAACCUUUUUUGCUGAUGUUUAUUGUUGGAGCUGUUUGUUAGCCAGGAGAAUGCUGUCUGGUCUUGAAGAUAGACUGGGUGGGGGAGGGGGAGGGGGCUGAGAGUUGUUGGCACAAAAGGGUGGAAGAGGCAUGUUCAGCCUGUGGCAGCCCCUAGGCUCAGGCCCCAGCCUCAGGCACCACCUCCCUCUACUGUCCCGGUAGGCCUCUGACCCCUUAGCUGUCUGGAGGGAGGAGAGCAGGAAAGUGACCGUCUCUGAUUCACUCAGUGAGAGCCACGUGGCUCUUCCCAGGUGGAACAAGAGGAAAAGACUGGGCGCAGGAACAAUGGAGAGGCCACUUCAGGGCGAGGCAGGGAGGAAGUUAGCUGUUUGAUCAACCUCCAGGGGUGACUGGAGCGCCCCUGCCCUGUGGUCCCCGUGGCCUGGCUCCCUCAUGUACGCAGGUGUUUGAGGGAUGGCGACAGCUUGUCCUAGGUUGGCGAAAGGCUUUCUGAUGCCCUUCCAGCUGUCUCUCCAGCAGCUCUGAAAUUGUGUGGCCUGCCAGGGUUUCUCCUGCCCUGGACUUUGAAAAGUGCCUGGCUGUGGUAGAGGCAGGCAGGAUACCUUAGUAGUAGGGCCUGGGGGCCAUGUGGCUGUAGGAGGGACACGUCCUUCCGGCAAGGGGCUCCCAGGACGUGAGGGCAUUCUGCCCACUCGGCUGGCUGCUGGCAGGGGCACGGGGUGUCAGGUGGGACAGAUUCUGGGCUCUCACUGUCCACCCUCCACCCCUGCCUUCCUGGUCUUCUCCCUUUGUUUGUUUUCUUCCAGCUUCCCGACCUGGGCAGGUCCUGCACUCCUGAGGACUUCCUCUGCCCUUGCAUGUCCCCACACUCCGGUCCUUGGAGAGGUGGGGGGCUGAGUGUCCCAGCCACUCGCUGUUCACCUAGGCCCAGGCCCCGGGGUCCUGCCUGGAGUCCCCUGGCCAGUGGUAACAGGAUGUGAGCGCAUGUGCAAGUGUGGGUCUAUGAGUGCAUUUUGCCUGUCUCUGAGGACUCAGGUUGGGGUGGGUGGGGCAACGGGACAUCAAGUUCAGUGUCACCCAGCAGCAAAGGCGUCAGGAGGUGGUGAGGUCCCCACUGUGGAGAGUCAGUGUUGGGGGUGGCGGGGACGGGUCAGCAGCCCCAUGGGGUGGGGGUCCAGGUGCCCCUUCCUUGCCGCACCUGGGCUCCUCCCUGUAGCAAGCUAGCUGUAGAGGGACGUCCCAAGCUUGUUUCUAAUCAGUGUUAAAACCGUUUGAGACUCUCCUGUGUGGGCGUGUUGGUUUGCGUGUGUGAGAGUGAGUGAGCGCUUUCUUGGGUGUGCUGUGGCUCCCUGUUCCUUCCCUCUACUAUGUCAUUCAAAAACCGUUAGAAAAACAGAAUAGCCCAGCGCCCUCCCGCCCCUGGCUGUGUAUUUAUAUAGAUGGAAAUGUACUUCCUAUUUUGUAUCGAUGCCUAUAACCGCUGCCACCUGUAUAAACCUUGAACUCGCUACUUACCCAGGAGAUGAAUGUAUUGUGCACUGAUGCGCCCUACUCCUGUCCAGCUGCAUCGUUUCUUUGUGAUCCAUUGUAUGGCUUUAUAAAUGAUAAAGUGAAAGAAAAAUC
This is a messenger RNA of Condylura cristata (star-nosed mole), 10118 nucleotides long. It is a transcript of the gene TNS1, whose product is annotated as tensin 1. NCBI's taxonomy places the organism in Eukaryota, Metazoa, Chordata, Mammalia, Eulipotyphla, Talpidae. Gene Ontology annotation, molecular function: protein binding. The record is from RefSeq and is a predicted model, not a curated record. The transcript is spliced from 34 exons. The coding region runs from base 125 to 5752 and encodes 1875 amino acids. Gene Ontology annotation, biological process: fibroblast migration.